AUGGCCUCGUCGCCACCUUCAUCACCUGGCAACCUGCCACCAAGACCAUUGAGCGCCAUGGUCAAGCCGUCGCCCAGGAGUAAUAGUCGUCUGAGUAUGACCAGCAAGGCCGGCGGUGGUAGUCGAGCAUCUGACGAAGAUGGAGGACGUACCGCUGUCAGAGUCGCUGUUCGCGUGCGCCCGCCGUUAAACCCCAACGAUCCUGGCUUCGAACUCAUUCCUCAACGUUUUCAGAGAUCCAUGGUCCAGACGACAUCCGACACCAGUAUAUCCAUUGAUGCCCCGCAAGGCAAGAAGCUCUUCGUCUUCGACCGCGUUUUCAGCCCAGAUGUCACGCAAGAAGGAGUCUGGGAAUAUCUGCAUGAAAGUGUCAAUGCGUUCCUACAAGGCUACAAUGUCUCGCUGCUUGCCUAUGGUCAAUCUGGUGCUGGCAAGUCCUACACGAUGGGCACUUCGGGACCUACAGAACAGGAUGACCUCGAAUCCAUGGUUCAUCUUCUGCCUCCCGAGUACUUGAUGCUGACAUACUUGACUUCAGGAGUGGUCCCACGUGCUGCGACGGCUUUGUUUGAGAAACUCGAUGGACCUUCGCGCGAACAGCGGAAUUCAAAUCGCAACUCAAUGUCACAACUGAGAGCACCAUCGCGUUACUCAAUGCAGUCUCCUACACCCAGGGGCGAAAAGAAUUGGCAGCUGAAAGCCACUUAUGUGGAGAUCUACAAUGAGCAAUUGCGUGACCUGCUUAUGCCAGAUCACAUUCCACAGCAUGAGCGAGGCAACGUCACUAUUCGGGAAGACCAAAAAGGAAACAUCAUCCUCACUGGCCUCCACCAGAUUGACAUCAACUCCGCGGAAGACCUUAUGAACGCCCUCAAUUUCGGCUCAUCAAUUCGGCAGACUGACGCGACAGCCAUAAACGCGAAGUCAUCACGUUCCCACGCUGUCUUCAGUCUAAACCUUAUCCAGAAGAAACCCAAGCCUCAAGGGGCCCAGGGAGCAGAGAAGCGCUUCUCAGUGCCCGUUGAGGCAUUGACGGGCGGAGAGACCUGGGUUACCACGGAUAGCAAGUUGCACUUCGUCGAUUUAGCCGGCAGCGAGCGUUUGAAGAACACGGGUGCCCAGGGAGAGCGGGCCAAGGAGGGUAUAUCCAUCAACGGCGGUCUUGCUGCUUUGGGCAAAGUCAUCUCGCAGCUUUCGUCGCGCCAGUCUGGCUCGCAUGUUUCUUACCGGGACUCGAAGUUGACCAGACUUCUGCAGGACUCGCUGGGCGGCAAUGCUAUUACCUAUAUGAUCGCCUGUGUGACCCAGGCAGAAUUUCACCUAAGUGAGACGCUCAACACCGUCCAAUAUGCGCAGAGAGCCCGAGCGAUCCAAAGCAAACCUCGAAUCCAGCAGAUAGAGGAGGGAGACAAGCAGGCCAUUAUUGAGCGCCUGAAGGCCGAAGUUUCCUUCCUGCGCGAGCAGAUCCGGAACUCGGAACACCGCGGUGGGGGUGAAAGGCGCACCGCGGUGGCAAACGAGAGGUCCGAGAGGCAGAACGAGCGGGAGGCCGAACUGCAAAACCAGCUGCUGGACACGCAGGAGAAUUAUAACACCUUGAGCCAGCGCCAUGCUAAGCUCAUUGCGGAAAUGGCCAGGGCCCGGGAUAAUGAGGCUGCUGAGAAUCACACCCUAGACGAAGCCUUGGGCGAUACAGCGACCGAGCGGCUGAACCGGUCCAACUCUUUCGCUCAGGCCGUCGAGCAGGUCGUUCUGGAGUACGAGAAAACCAUCCAAACUCUCGAGCAGUCCCUCUCCAGCACACGGGCCUCCCUCUCAAACACCGAAACCGAUCUGCUGGAGAAAGAGACGAAAUGUGCCUAUGUUGAGACCAUCAACACACAACUGCAGAGCCGUCUACACAAGCUGAUGGAUCGUGAAGCCAACACCGAAAGCUAUCUUCAAGAUUUGGAGACCAAGCUCGACGGACAGACAUCUGGCGAAGAGAAGAAUGCCUCAAUCAUCAUUGAACUUCGCAAGGAGCUUGCCAGAAUUCGAGAAAAUGAGACUGCUGCCGAAGAGUACAUCACAACUCUGGAGGAGAGGUUGGCUGAAUCGGACCAGGACCAGGAGCUGAUGCAACGAGAAAUGGAUCGCCUCGAGCAGGUCAUUGAACGUCAACGAAGUUUGGGGAAGCUGGACAGUCUUCUUUGUGAAUUGGACAACAUCCGAGAGGAUGGCAAGCAACCCGAUGCUGAAACCGAGGUUAGCAAUGGCACCGGACACCGACGCACUUUCUCCGACCGGUCAAGCAAAAGCCACAUGAGCCGCGCAAGCCAAGGACCCCGCGAGUUUCUGCCCAAGGUUUCAGAAGGCACCGAGGAUGAAGUUAACGACCCCUCUACUGAGAAGGUCGCCGAUGGCGUUGAUGAGUCUCCAGAAUCUACCACCAGCCUGAAGGAAAAGUCUGAAGACGCCGAAUACCCACCGCAAAGUCCUGCCCAGAGCCAAUUCGUCAACGACAAGCUCGAGAGUGUCACCCAAGAACUGGUUCACCUGCGCGUUGAACACGAGACGAGCAUUACCGAGUACGACAUGCUUCAAGCCAAGUAUGAAGAAGCUUUGCGAAAUCUGGCUGAGCUGCAGGAUCAGGUUGACGAGGCCCGACACCCAGGCAGACAACGUGACUCCCUCUUGUCGGUCACAUCCCCCACGGAGACGAGACCGCCUUCCUUCUUAUCCGACACGAAGUCCGCCCACGUCAAGAAUGGGAUGCGCUUAUCGUCACGGUCGCUCUCUUCGGAAUUGUCCUCCGCCUUGGAAUCCCCAGCUACUACGGAUACUAUGGAGACUGAAGCCGCAGAAGGUCCCAAGCCUUCGGUGUCUAGCGAGACUCUUACAGCACAAGUCUCAUCCCACGAGGCACUGGCUGUUGAGUUGGACAAGCUCAAGCUGCUCGCCAGCGAGAAGGAAGCGGCCGAGAGGGAGCUUGCCGAGAAGUAUGCUCAGCUCGAAGAGAAGCACCAAGAAACUUUGGAUGUGGUCGAGGAGCUCAAGACUGAGGUCGCCAAGGCCAGAUACGCCGAACCAAGUUCUCCGCGGACUGCAACGCCAGUGAUUCGCAGGAAGUCCAGUCAGAACAUGAUGAUCAUCGACCGUGCCCACCGAUCAUUUGCCGCCCUUCGAAAUAUCGCCGCAGACAACUUUGAAGGCCAUACCGAUACUAUGCAAAACUUUGAGCUGAAUCUGAAUGCUGCCAUGCACGAGUUGCACGCUAGGUCCGAGCGUAUUCAGGAGCUUGAAGCUGACGUUGCCAACGCCAAGAAGGAAAUGGAGACAAAGAUGACCAUCAUCUCAGGCUUGACUCGUGAACGGUCAAGUAUGUCGUCCAGUCCGAUGGACAUUUCCGUGGUGGCGACGAUGAGAGAUCAGCUCGAGCAGAAUGAGCAACGACUUCAGGAGAUGCAUGAAUCGCAUGGUCGUCGCGAGAAGGAACUCAUGGCUGAACUGGAGGCUCUCCGCGCUUCCGUCAACGAAGCUGCCGAAGCGAGGUCGAAGUCGACCGCGCAGACACAAGAAAGCAACGACCGCGACGAGGAACUGCGCGCUGCUCACCAGAAGAAGAUUACUGACCUCGAGACUGAACUCAGCGGAUGGGAAGGUAAACAUCAGACUACUCUUGAAUCGAUGCAGGCCACAGAGAGGCAAAUGAAGCAGACGAUUAUGGAACUCGAAGCCCAUGUCGCUGAUGUCAAUGCGAGAUUCGAUGAAGCCCAGAACAAGGAAACCAGGAGUGGCGACGAGGCCAAAGAGGCCGAAUUAAAGCAUCAAAACCUCGUUACGUUCCUUCGCAAUGAGAUCGAUGAGUACAAGACUAUCAUCAACAGCAACUCCACCAAGGUUGCCGAGUUGGAACAAUCACACUCUUCUGCAAGGACACAGCUGGAAGAGGCGACCCAGGCGAGGGAUCUAGCCUCGGCGGAAGCUAACAAUCACAAGGAACUUGUGUGCCGUCUUGAAACCCAGAUCGCCGCGCAUGAGAACGCGCUCAAGUCCCACGAAGAAAGCCUACAGGAUUUGCACUCCAAUCAUGCUAGAGACAUCGAAAGCAUCAGAGCGAGUUCCAAGGCGGACUAUGACUCGCAGCUCAAUGUACUCAUGUCCGAGCAUGCCGAGAAUAUCAAAUUGCUAGAGAGCGAUGCUUCUGAAGCCCGCGAGGAGCUCAUGAAGGUCGCCACGCAAGUAGCUUUCGCUCUUGGCUUGGACGUUAGCGUCGAAAGGAUCUCUGAACGCAUCGAAGACUUGGUCGCAGACCACAAGGCCCUGGGUGCCGAGCAACAGAGAACGGCGGAGCUCGAGGGCCACGUCGACGAACUUUCGACUAUCAACAACACCAUCAUGCGAGAUCUUGAAGCUGUCAAGUCUUCUCUCAACGACAUGCUCCGUGUAGAUGGCGAGAACAUGAAGAGCCCGUACCCUUCGGUCAAUGAGCAGCUAGCAGUCAUCAAGAAGAAGAUACAUGAUCUUGAGAACCGAAACAAGAAGCACUCGCGAUUGGUCGAAGAAUUGGAAGAUCAGCUCCAGACGAACUACGACCAAGCCCAGAUCACCACGAAUCGGCUGUCUACGCUUCAAACAGAGCGCCAUGCGCAAUUGGAAGAAGCUACCAAUGCGAAGUACAAGGCGGAGGUUGAGUUGGAGGCCAUCCGGCAAGAAAUGCUCGCCCUACAGGCUCGCAUGGAGGAUCCUGCGGAUGCACCCAAGCGAACCAGCUCGAUGAGCUCUCAAGUACGCAAGACAGCCUCGGUUUCAUCUUUGCCGUCACCGCCCCCAGCGAUACCCCUUCCCCCUCUGCCGGCUGGUGGAACUACCUCGCCUGUGCCACCAACGCCCACUGGUGGUCGACCGCUUAGUAACGAUCUUGCGGCUCAAAAUCGGGACGACCAAGAGGCACGCCUUAAAAGCAUCGAGAGGCAUCUGAACGCCGAGAGACAGCUCACCUCAACUUUGGAAGAGGCCCUGACAGACCUGGAGCGCCAGUCCAACAAGGUCAAGGCUGACUGCGAGGCCUGGAAGAAGCGUGCACAGGAGCUCGAGUCCGACAUUAAGGAAUUGAAGGAGAAGCCACAGCAAGACAACCGAUGGCGAGAGAGUAUGCACCAGAUCGAAGAAGAGCGGAAGAAGCGCCAGGAGUCCGAGAGAGCUCGUGCUCACCUUGAGGAACGCAUGAAUGCCAUCAACAACAAAAAGAAGAAGAAGGGCAGCCUCAACUGCUUCUAG
Messenger RNA from Anthostomella pinea, 5259 nucleotides. NCBI's taxonomy places the organism in Eukaryota, Fungi, Ascomycota, Sordariomycetes, Xylariales, Xylariaceae. The record is from the annotation of a GenBank genome assembly.